This is a messenger RNA of Talaromyces marneffei, 690 nucleotides long. RefSeq lists its product as uncharacterized. Bases 1 to 690 code for a protein of 229 amino acids. The record is from RefSeq and is a predicted model, not a curated record. The transcript has 4 exons. Lineage: Eukaryota; Fungi; Ascomycota; Eurotiomycetes; Eurotiales; Trichocomaceae.
AUGGCUGCUCCCGCGGACGUCACUAUCCAGAACCUCAAUGGCACCUGGGUUUUGAACAAAUCCCUUUCUACCGACACCGACGCUAUCCUCGCUCUUCAAGGUAUCGGCUGGUUAACCCGCAAAGCGAUCAGCAUCGCCACAGUCACCCUCUCCGUAAAUCAAUUCGUCGAGCCCAACGCCGACGACCCCAACAAUGCCCCCAUCACCAAAGUCUUCAUCGACCAAACCGCCACGGGAGGCAUCAAAUCCAGCGAACGCCGCAUCACAGAUUGGCGUGUCCGCGAACACAAGGAUCGCACAUUCGGCAGAUGCGCGGCUCAGAGUCGUUUGAUUCGUGGCGUCAAGGGUGCGGAUGGGAAAGUACGUCCUGCCGUUGAGUUGCAGACCGAGCCAAAGGAGGAGAAGAUACUCAAGUUUAUGAUGGGGGAGAUGACAGUUAAUGGCGAGGAAGACCCAGAGGGAUUCUUGGUGGAUGAUAUCCAGGAGAAGGAUGGCGUGACCUAUCCGGAGGGUGAGGGGCUGUGGUUGCAAAGCUUUGUGAGGAGUGAGGAGGCCCCUUGGACUGCUGAGCAGAUCUGGGGCUUCGAAAUAAUCAACGGCCAACGCUACUACACCCGUCACAUCGCCGUCUCAACCCAGGACGGCAGAUACCACCUUGGCCGGUUGGUCUACGACUACCAGGGCCAGUAG